Messenger RNA from Acanthosepion pharaonis, 501 nucleotides. The record is from the annotation of a GenBank genome assembly. Lineage: Eukaryota; Metazoa; Mollusca; Cephalopoda; Sepiida; Sepiidae.
AUGCGCGCGUGUUGUUUUUUGCCUGUCUGUCGCUCUGUCACUUUUUCCAUCCAUAUGUUCGCGGUCUUCUUUUUCUUUUCAUUCUCUUCUUUCUGUUUUUUUCGGUUUUCUUUCUUUAUUCUUUUUCUUUCUUUCUUUCUUUCUUUUUUCUUUCCUUCUUUUAUUCUUUACCUGCUUUUUUCUUCACCUUUCUUUCCUCUAAUUCGUAAUCUAUCCCUUUUUAUUUCUUUCCCCCAGAAUGACUCUAAACCCCCAUUCUUUCUUUCUUUCUUUCUUUCUUUCUUUCUUUCUUUCUUUCUCUUGCUUGUCAAUCAUUUUUCUUUCUUUCUUUUACAUCAUUUUCCUUCCUUUCUUUUUUGUCACCGUUUCCUAAAUUGUCUUUUCUUUCUUUCUUUCUUUCUUUCUUUCUUUCUUUCUUUCUUUCGCGAGUUUUCUUGGUCUUUUCUUUUCUUUUCCUUUUCUCUUUCGCCUUUCUCCCAUUCUUCUUUUUCAUCUGAUUGA